Molecule: messenger RNA, 653 nt
Organism: Drosophila mojavensis
Lineage: Eukaryota; Metazoa; Arthropoda; Insecta; Diptera; Drosophilidae
Product: E3 ubiquitin-protein ligase RBX1
Exons: 2
Coding region: 129-572 (147 amino acids)
Biological process (GO): ubiquitin-dependent protein catabolic process; protein ubiquitination
Cellular component (GO): cullin-RING ubiquitin ligase complex; nucleus
Molecular function (GO): cullin family protein binding; ubiquitin protein ligase activity; zinc ion binding
Source: RefSeq, a predicted model, not a curated record
UGACAAAAAAACUUAGGUGGCAACGCUGUCAACUUCCCAACGGCCCAUUCUAAUUGUCAAAAGCGCCGUGUGAGCACGUAAAAUAGUUUAGUAGAUUGUAAAAAAAAGGGAACAGAAAGACAUCGAAAAUGAGCGCCAACCAUAACGAGGGGCCAACGACCAGCGCAGCCGCAGCCGGCGGCGAUGGCGAUGGCAGCGGCAACGGCAAGAAAAACGACGACAAGGGCAAGGGGAAUGGCAGUGGAAGUGGAAACGGAAAGGACAACGGCAGCGGCAAUGGGAACGGCAACAGCAUGGAUCGCAAACGUUUCAAUGUCAAGAAAUGGAAUGGCGUUGCUCUCUGGUCCUGGGAUAUAGUCGUCGAUAACUGUGCCAUUUGUCGCAAUCACAUUAUGGAUCCGUGCAUUCAAUGCCAGGCGAAUCAGUCGACCAACAGCGGCUCCGAGUGCACCGUCGCCUGGGGCUCGUGCAAUCAUGCCUUUCACUUCCAUUGCAUCUCGCAUUGGCUGAAGACGCGUCCCGUCUGCCCCCUGGACAAUCUCGAAUGGAACUUUGAGAAAUACGGACGUUAGUCAGCUAUCGAGAUUUAUGCACAUUUAUAUAUGUGAAUACAAAUAUAUGUGAUCAAUUCUUUGAGAGAAUCGAAGAUAUUA